GUCGGCAAUUCAUUUGUUUUCCACUAGAAUAAUCCGCCGCAUAGACGAUAAUAAAGUGUAAUUAACUAAAUCAUAUUAUAUUGGAUAUUUUCCAGUCGGCGCGUGGCGAAAAAACCGUAGGUAACAAUAUUAUUCGACAAUGACGUUAAAAACUCGCAAAAAUUAAAAAAAAAAAAAAAAAACGGCGCGCGCAUUAUUUAAACACAGUGUUUUUAACGUAUACGAUCGUGGUGAUGGCUGUUUACCGAUUGCCCACUCUUGUGUUCGUAUUUAAUGUUACGACCUAUCCGCGAACAGUUGCAUUAAUCGCACGGGUUGGGCGAUUAUAUACUUACUUUAUUAUAUUUUACUACUUUUACUAUAGUUCGCGGUUGGUUUUCGCUCAUUCCGGAACCGCACUCGUUGCGAAUUACUCGCACCCGAUCGUCGUCGGGUCAUUGUCAAGCACGCCUCCGAUUCCCAUCCCCGUGUGUGCAGUCAACUGCAGUCCGUCGAUUGUUUUUAAUUUCUUAAUUUUCCAUCUCUAGCUCCCCCCCCCCCCAGACAAAUUUCGUUUUUUCGGCCGACUCGCUACGACGACGUUAACACGACAAUACCAUGGCCGGGAACGACAGCGCGACGCUGCAGGCGAAUAACACGGACGGCGGGAUGGCGUUGAUGGUAACGCAACUCGAAUUGGACGCAUUGAAAUUCAACAUCGACAACAUGUUUUUGAUCGUUAACGGGAUAAUCGUGUCUUGUGAGUACGAAAAUAAUAUUAACGUUUGUCGUUUUUUUUAUUUUUAAGACUCAUUCGCAGUUACAUCAAUUAAAUGUUGCAAAUACGACCUAACAAAUUCGAAUUUCACAGUACACAAUUAACAACGGUUUUUUUUUCAAUUUCUGAGCGAAUUUUACAAUGAUAUCUUUCGCUUUGUGUCUGUAAGACAAUUUUUCUAUCAGCAAUCUUAUUCCAGUCGAAAACUUCAUAAGAACUUACUUGCAGAAUUUUUUAAUCCAGCAGGAGCAUUGUUGAGGUCAUUUUUUUUAUUUUCCUUGUGCAGUCGACGAUUCUCAAACGCGACAAAAUAUGAAUACUUAAUUAUUCGCGCAAAACAACAAUUUUGGUAAACGUCUAAACGAAUGUGAAUUGUAACAAAUCCGUCAAUUCGAAUUCGCACGGGAAGGGGGGGGCAGAAAGGAUAUUAGAACAGAUAUAUCGAAAUCGAGCUCGUUGCGUUCCAAUAAGUGACCUCCGUGUCGUCCAAGAUCCACGUCCGGCAAAACGACUGUACAAUCGUAAAAGUGCAGAAAACGUAAAAAAACCCAUCUCGAUGCAAUUAAAUAAGUACCUACAUCAUGCGUUUCCAAGGUAAUCUUUGAAAUUUGUGUGUAAAAUAUAAUAUAGGUAUAGUAACCUAUAAGCUGGUAAGCUGGUUUAUAACGUUUUAUCGCGUCUAGACGUCGCAAAAUGCGAUUGAGUAAUACCGAUUUAAUUAAGGUUAUGUAUUAAUACGAAAAAUUAUUGUGUAUGUUAAUAUCAUUUUUUUUAAUUUUUUUGUAAUGGAUGUUAUUAUUAUUAUAAUUGGUAGAUAGCCGUCGAAAAAAGUCGUCGAAACGGAGGUUAGCCACAUCGUUAACGUUAUCGUCCAAGUACUUUUGUCUUGCGUUUCCCCCGCCAAUGACUCGUGUAGUACCUGUUUUUGCGAUACAAAUUUCGUUCAAAUCGCAUUUUGCGACGUUGUAUCGAACAUCGAAAUUUGCAUUUAGUUUGUGACAAUAUUGUGUAAUAUUAUACAUAAAAAGCGAAAAGAAAAAUCCAAGCUCAAAAAGAAAACGACGCCCUCGAAAUGCAUCGAUAUAACAUUCACCAAGCUUUUAAUUUUUCAGUUUCCCUUCUUCUAUUUUCCUAUAUUUCCUUCUUUUCUCCCUUUUACCUGCUUUGCCACGAAAUCGCUAAUCAAUGAUUGAUGGCUGUUUUUUUGAAAUAUUACCCUCCAACACGAUGCAAUGUAGACAAAACAAAUUGAGAAGAAACGAUUUUAAAAAUGAUUGAAUGUGAAAUCUCCAAUAAUAGCCGCCAAGCGUUUUACAGCGAUUUCAUGGAAAACAGAAACAAGAGUAAAAGAUAAAAUUAAGGAGUGGACGAGAAGUAUAGGGAAACAAAAAAAAUGAAACCCAGAAAAUCGAAAGCUUGGCAAAUGUCGAUAUCGAUGCAUUUCGGGAGCAAAUUUUUUGGUUUUGCUACGUAAAAGCUCUCUUGUCGUUUUCUGAUAGGCCGGAUAGGUGGCAGAUUUCCGUUAAAAAAGUUAUUUACGAGCAGUAAAAUUUAAAAAAAAAAUUUAAAUGCGCACACAAUAGUAAAACCAAUACGAGUACAUCGCGAAUAGCGUCGUGAACAUUCGAAUCGACUUAUCGUAACAGUAAAUUUUAGAUCGCGAGCACGUGUAAUCAGUAAUAGCGCGGUCAUUUUACGAUCACCGCAUUAUGUUUUAUACAUAACGUGUGCGACCCACGUGUAGCCAAUUUAGAAACUGUAAAGUAGGCACAUGCCUUGGGCUUUAAUAUGCGACGUAGAGGGUUAAUUUUUUUUUUUUGUCUAAAAGCUGUAUAUUAUUAUUAUAGGUAAUAAAAUAAUAAGAGUACAUUAGAUUCCGAUAUUCAAUAGAUUUAUAUACUAUGCAAUAAUUACAUUGGUUUUUUUUUUUGUAUUGUAAAUAUAAUACUAUCAUACAAAUUAGUUAAUCCUUUAAGUACAAAAUAACAAUUGAAAAAAAAAAUGUUACUUUUUUGCUCAAGAUAAAUAGGAACUGUUUAUUUUAAUUUACAUUUUCAAAACGAAUGUAGAAAUUAUGUAUACAACAUACAAACAUCGUCAGUUUUCAGAACAUAUAAGUCAUUUUAAUUUAAUGUUUAAAUUUUUUUUUUUUUUUUAUUAAUAAAUAGGCCCUCGGCAGCAUAGGCCAUUGGGCCGUUAGUUUACAAUUAUUGUAUACGAUAAUGACAUACUAUUGUGUACUUAUUCUAAUUAAUCUAGUUUAUUAUAGGUUUUUAAAUCUUGGUUUGGAGUUUGGCCGCUGUAAUGAAUUCGAUGAUGUUGGAUAUUGACUGAUGUUUAUUUUGUAGUAUUUCCGCUAUUGAAUCAGUGAGGUUGAAAAAUUUUCUCGUGUUUCGGUAUAUUCGGCAUUCAGUAAGAAUGUGUUUGAUGGUGACAUGAACGCCACAGGCUGUGCAUAUUGGUGAUUCUUCCUUGGCCAUUAGAAAACUGUGGGAGAUUUGAGUGUGUCCGAUUCUAAGUCUUGUUAGUAUAACUUCAAAUUGUUUUGGUAUUUCUGAAGGAAACGUCCAAUAGUCUAUAUUAUGUUUGAUUUGGUUAAGUUUAGUGUGGUAUGAUGUCCAUUUCUGGUGCCAUCUUAGUUGGCAUUUAUUUAUGAUCAAAGUUUGUAUGUCCUUUGACAUAGUGAUUUGUGUAGACAAUGAUAGUGGCGAGGAGAUUGCGGCUUUUGCUGCGAGGUCAGCGAGCUCAUUUUCAUUUAUGUUAGAAUGUCCGGGAAUCCAAAAAAGUUUGACUUUAUAAUUGUUGUUUUGGAGAGUGUAGAUUUUAUUUUGAAUGUGUAGGCCAAUGUCUGAUGGAUUAUAUGUAUUUUUUAUACUGUUGAUAGCACUGAGGGAGUCUGUAAAGAUGAUGGAGUCUCGGAUGUGAUGUUUGGUUAUUAUAUCGAGGGCUUUUAUUAUAGCCGUUGACUCUGCGGUAAAAACUGAGUAGGAACCCGGAAGUUUGUACAUACAUUUCAUGUUGUUCCAUAUUACAGUGGCUCCGACCCCGUCUUGACUUUUGGAGGCGUCAGUGUAAAUUUUAUCUCUUAUGGCAUUUUGUAUUAAUCGUUGAUAUUGUUGUUUGUAUAUAAAUGGGGAUGUGUCGUUUUUUUUUAAUAUGGAGAGUUCAGUGUUGAUUUUAUUGAUAUUUUUCCACGGGGGGGGGGGGGCAAAGUAGGCGGAAUAGUUAAUAAAUUAGAUAUUUCUAUUUCUAAGUUGUUCUCCUGGAGUAGUAUUGGUAAUAGUUGAAACUUGAAUUUGAAAUCUAGAGUAGGAAGUGCAUUUGCUAAUUUUAGUUCGUGAUUUAAUGUGAUUUUAAGUCUUCUUAUGUCAAGUGGAGGUGUACCGGCCAGGUUGUAAAUACAGGGUAUUGGACUUGAACGAUAAGCGCCAACCGACAUACGAAGUCCUGAGUUAUGGAUUAUAUCCAGUUUUCUUGUUAUUGAUUUGUUUGCGUUUAUCCAAAUGAAGGCUCCAUAAUCGAGUUUGGACAGGAUAAGUGACUUAUAAAUUAUUGUCGAAACAUGGGUCUUGGAAUCCCGUGAUGUGUGGGAUAGCAUUUUUAUAAUAUUGAGGCGUGGAGUAAUUGAGGUUUUCAAGAAGUUGAUAUGGUGAGCCCAGGAGCAUCUUUUGUCGAAUAUUAUACCCAGUAUUUUAAUAGUAUUAUUAUUUAUUAAUUUUUGUUCUCCCAUUUUUAUGUUUAUUGCACUUUGUUUACGUUUACAUGUAAAAACGAUGCAUUGAGAUUUUUCGGGUGAGAAAGAGAAACCAGAUGACUGGGUCCAUUUGAGGAGGUUGUUAAUGGCGUGUUGAAGGUGAGUUUGGACGGUUACUAGGCUCUUGCUUCGGCAAUAAAUAUUGAAGUCGUCUGCGUAGAGGGUGGAUUGGACAGGCAGGGAAAUGUUCUUUGUAAUAUUGUUGGUGGCUAUGAGGAAAAGAGUAACCGAAAUUGAUGAUCCUUGAGGAACUCCGUUUGCUUAAUGUUUAAUUGUUUAAACAUUUAUGUAUACAACUUUUCAAACAUAAGCACUUGCUUAAAACGUUCUCAGUGUUUAAAAUAUUUCGUAAUUCUUCAUAAUGCACCUUUACAAUUUACAUAUACAGGGCGAUCAUCAUUCCAUCGUAAAACGAUCAUUAUCUCGUUAAGUAUUACUUUUUUUCGAAAUUUAUUUUUAUAGAACAUUUGAGAAAUAAGCAACUCUAAAAUUUUAUAUCUAUUUCAUUUUUUGUCACUCCUACUUUUGAUUUUUAAACGGCAGCCUGUAUUAAAAAUUCAAUAAAUAGAUAGAUUAUUAGUUAAAAAUAAAUUUUAGUUUUGACAUUUUUGAUUUCCGUCAAUCCGUUGACGAGAUAUUCCACUUUUAAGUUCUGCUCGGGGGAGAGAAGUGGAGCAUCAUUUAUGUGACAGCAUGGCGCAUGGAUCACGGAAACCAAAAAUUUCAGUACGAACAUUCUUCCCCACCUCAAAUUAAUGGCGAAAAAAAAUAACAUAAAUAUAAAGUUGUAGAGGUGUUUGUUUCUUAAAUGUUAAAACAAAUUCCGAAAAUGUUAAUACUUUCCAAGGUAAUGAGUGUCUCAUGAUUGAUCACCUGUAUAUGUAUAUUGUAUAUAGUAUAAGUAUAAAGUAUUUUAAGUUGAACAAUUAUCAGAAGAUGACUUUAGGCUCUUUUCACAUUAUACGGUUUUGACCGUACAGCAAAAAUCCAAAAUCGUAUAAUGUGAAAACGAGCAGGGCCGGAGAGGGUCCUAAAUUCAAUCCUGGAAAACAUAUUUUGUCGGCCCAUUAGCUCAUCAGCUAAUAGUUUCCGGGGCUAAUCUACAGACAUAUGUUUGAAAAAAUUAUUCUUUGAUCCAUCAAAUAACUUGAAAAUUAACAAAUACAUUUUUUUGUUUUAACAUUUUUAUUUAAUAUAUUAUAUAUAUAUAUAUAAAAAUAAAUGCAUACAAAUUUCAUAUAGUGUAUUCUAUAACUUAAACAGUAAUUUAGAAAAUAAUUAUUAGAUAGUUCAUUUACAAAUGAAUCAAAACGAAUAGGUGAUAAUAAUGUUAAAUCAAGAAGUAUUUCUUUAUUAUUUGUAAAUCGGUUUUCUAUACUUUGUAUAAUUGUAUCAAAUACUCUGUUGUAUACAUCAAUAGUAAACUUUUUUUUAACAUUCAUAAUAGUAUCAUCAGUAGCCUCAACUUGCCAUUUUUUUUUUUUCUAAAAAUACGUUUCAAUUCUAAUGUAUCAAAAAUGUUUUUCCUGUUCAAGGAUAUGUAUUAUUUAUUAAUUAUUAUUACACUAGACAUCUAGACAGUUCUUAUUUUAAAAUAAUAAUUUACCUUCAAGUACUGUAUAUGAAUUAGUAGGCAGGUCAGUAUCAGUUUUAACACAGUUUUCAUUUGAUUCUACUAUAUAAUUGUCUGCUGCUUGAUCUAUUUUAAAUUAAAUAUAGCUGACAUGAGCAAUGGACAAUUUUUAUUUUAAAAUAAUAAUUUACCAUCAAGUGUUGUUUUUGAAAGCAUCUGUAAUUCUGUAUUAUUUUUCUCAUAUUUACUAUGCGAUUCUGCGGUAAGUUUUUUGAUUUGACCUAUUUUAAAUAAAAAUAAUACCAAAGAACAUAAUAAUUCUUACUGAUUUUCAGCGUUUUCAUAUUUUAAAGAGAAUUUCCCGUAAAUUUCUACAGUAAAAAAUAUUAACUACUUACCGGCUGAAUUAAAUAACGAAAUAAUAUUUGUGCAAUUUUGAGUUGACAUUUUUUUUAUCGCGUUCUUUUUAUACUCCUCCUUUUCUUUUUUUCAAUAUGUGUGAAUUGUUUAUUAUGAAAAAAUUAAAUUGUAGAAAUGUAAAUUGAUUGUAAAGAAAAAACAAAAUAAUAUUAUAAUAAUAAACGGUCAAAAACGUAUAAUGUGAAAAGAGUCUUAUACGGUGUAACUGGACUAUAUCGACUAUCCAAUUAAUUAACUGAAACCUCAAAAACUUACAAUAACCUCAACAAUUUUUACCCGCAUAAAAAUAUAGCUGUUUUCCAACCCCUAGAACCCAUUACCUUGAAUGUUUAUACCCGACCUACUCGAUUUUCCCUAAUCCCAAUUACCUGCAACACCUACUCACCCAAAAUGUGAUGCGCAGCAACUGCUACACUCGAAGUAUAUUAUAGGCUGCACCACUCGUUUAAUCGGUUAUAUGCUCUAUCGCCGUUGAUUUUGUUAUAUUAUAUGAUUACAGUAGUUGUAGAUAACAUAAUUACUAAUCAUUGUUAUGAAAAUAAAAAUGAUUCGUAACGAAAUGUUAUUGAGAGUAAAUUGAGUCACGGUUACCGCGAUAACGCGAAAAAAAAAAAUUGCAACUAUUCGAACACAUUAGUUAGGUAAUGUUUGAGUUGUUCAUUGUUUCGAACGAAAUACGAACGACACACGACUAAAAUGUUAUUUCGAAGUGAUUAUGUCGAUUAUACCGGUAUUGAAAACUAUAUUUUACGAAAUGUUUAAGCAAAACGGAUAACACGACGACACGGUCGACACUGAACGAAAGUUUUCGAUUUAUCUAUGAGCUAUAGUGUUAGGUAAAUAAUAUUUUUAAGCAUUUAAAAAAAUAAAAUGCAUUUUAAAUUUAGAUGGUACACGAGGAGGUGGUUUUUUGAUUUUACGGAACUUUUCUAAACGUGGAAAAUUGUUUACACAUUUUAACGAUUUUGAAUUAUUUGUAGGCGUUUGACAUUUGUGAAUACUUUUUUUAAUUUAUUAUUUGAUAGGUCCUAAGUAUGUGGAUAAAAUUGUUUGACCAAACAGAAAUCCUAAUAAAUUUAACUCGAGGUUCUUGCAAGUAGUACUUAUUUGUAAAAAAAAAAAUAAACUUGGCAUAAAGUAGUAGUUUAUUUUUAAGCAUUUAAGAUCAAAAUUUGACGAAAAUCGUAAAAACGACGGCUUUUCAAAAAGUAUAUAUAACCGAACUUCGUUCAGUAUAGUUUUUUGUCAGCAAUGGUUUAUCGUUGCUUACCAAUUUAAUCAUUUUAACCAAAUUAUCAAUUAAAUAACUUUAUACUUCCCAGCUUCGCGCGUACAACAGUGGCACGCCCAUAAAUAAAAUCUGCUGACUGCUCUUUUUGUUUCGUUUUGAACAAAUAACUAAAGUAACAUUGGUUUAAUCGGAUAAUUCUUAAAAGAAGACCUAUUCUUCUUCGGUAUAAUAAACGCUGAUUUCUAAACGCGCGUUUCGGCACCUCGUUUAUUUUACAUAUUAUAGUUACUGAAUUUCCUUGUUGCCGUAUAAACGCAUAAUUUGCCAUUUGUAUAGCCAUGUCACGUCGUAAAUAUUUCCUAAACAAAUACAAAUAAUCAUCAUUAAAUUUUAAAUUAUUUGAUCGGUUUAGACAACCAAGUACUUCUAUCGCCGUCGUAUCGUGCUGAUAUUCAAUUUUCCGGGAACGUUUUCAAUAAGCGCAGCACGCAGGUUCCCUUGGCCGGGUAAGCGGCGAUUUGUUUAAAUAAAAACCUUAUAGAAAAUCAUUGACGUUAGUGCGAACGUAUUGUGUUUAAUAAAUCAAUAAAACACGCAUUUUUCCCUUUUCCAAUUUCGCCUAAAAAAGUUUUUAACUGGUUAUAAUAAUUGGUAAAGCAAAAAGAAAUUUCCACAACCGUGGGUAUUAAGCCACCGCAGGGGUAAUAAAUGGGAAGUUUAAAAUGCAUAUAUGGAAUAUGCGGUGCUCAAUUUAAUUUAUACAUACUGAAUAAAACGAUACCUACAUAAAUCAUUAAGCAAAAAACGAUUUCGAGUGAAGUAGUACUGUGUUGUUAUUUAGUAGAGUGAUUAUUCCCGCGCGUGUGGCCAAGGUAACUCAGACAGAAAUCGACAAUAAUAAAACCGUCUUAGCCACAAUUAGAAUCUACAAGUUUAAUCAAAUAACUACAGCGUAAUAUUAUUAUUGUCGAUAAACGAAAAUAAAUAUCUUCAACUUUUUUUUUAAGAUUCUGAGCGCUGCACCGUGAGAAACGUUUUGUUUUUACUACGAUGUAUGCUUAUAAUUUAUUUUUUCUGUCUGUAAACAAUCUUUAUACCAGGAAUGUUGCUCCAAUCAAAAAAUGACAAGAGAGUUUUUUUUGUAGUAUUGGUUUGUUUUUGAUUUUUCUUGUAGUUUUAUUAAUAAUUGGAAAAACAAUAGAAUAAACGGGAAAGUUUACCGAUAUUAACGGUUUUAUUAUUUUCUAUAAUUUUUCAAUUAAAAAUUCAAUUGAAAAUAAUCAUAGAAAUCUGUGGUUUUCACAGAAUACUAGUCUUUUCUAGGCGAUGUUAAAAUUUUCAAAAUAUUAUGGUUAUUUUUAAACUAUUUAUAAUCAUUUAACAAUUUUGAGUUUUUAAAAUUCAAGUAGGUGUGCAUUGUUUACAUAUAUAAUACAUAAAUCAAUUUAUAAAUUAAUCAUUAAAUCAUUAUAAUCAAUUUAAAAAGCUAAAAAGCUUACAGGACGGGGUAAUUUGCUUUUAAAUCACGGAGACUUCAUUGGUCCUUUAUUGAAUAGUUGUUACAUUAUUUACAUUUCUACAUAUAUAUUUACAUUAAUACAUUGUUUACAAUUGUAAUAAUAUUCAUAAGCCAAUCUAAUCUAACCUAACUACGUGGUGCUUCUAGGUAUACACACCUACCUAUACUGACAAGCAAAAUAACACUCGUGAUCCUAUGAACAUUGAACGUGUACCUAUAAAUAAUAUGUAGAAUAUGAUAUAGAUUAUGACGAUUUGGAAUCCACACGAACGCGGUUCGCGGUAAAGGAAAAUAAUAUGUGUCAUAAAUUAAUGUAUCAUUUAACUUAACAAUAAUAAUAACAAUAUGAUAGUGAAUAGUGAUGGUUAAACGUAAACCCCGUUUACCUUGGCGUUGCCAUGUGUUAAUAUUGACAUUACGUUUUAGAUUCUGAGUGGAGCUUAGAAUCUUCUUAGGACCUUCUUUUUUUCUGUGCUUUCAUUUCUACUGGCAAUUUUGCUCUAACUUUUAAUGAUAGCAAUGUCUCUAAAAGGAAAUAUCACUAGGGAGUUUCUCUAAAGAGAGGUCAUUUUUGAUUUUCCCAAGAGUUAAAAUUCAAAAAAAUGUUAACUUCUUACUUAAUUAGUUAAAUUUAUCUUUUGUUAACUAUUUACUUUCAAACUAAAGCAUUUUUGUAUAUAUUUUAACUUAAUUUGAACUAGUUAAUUAUUUUCAUUAACUUGUCCAUCUUUGAUAAUUUACACACCUAUGUACAAUAUCGACAUUUUCUUAUAUAUUUUUUUAGUGAUAAUUAGUACGAGCGAUAAACGAAUCAUUAUAUCAAAUACAAUAACUCGUAUCAUAAUAUUAUUUUACUUUUACACAAUGAAUGCAAUAAUUUUACGAUUUUGUUAAACAUCAGUGCAUUUUUUUUUUUUUGAUAGGUAUUCUCGUAUAUUGUUAUUAAAUAUUCGGGUAGGAACGAUUAGGUCGGACGAUUGAUCAUAUACUUCACCAAAAAUUCGCCGCUGACUCAAAAAGAUUAAUAAAAUUGAGAUUUGAUAACGAAUUUACGUACAAUAUUGCCAUAUCGUUUAAUAUGCUAUCGAGCACGUUGUAUUUUUUAUUUUAGUCGAACGAUUGCUUUUUGUGACACAGUCACAACUCUUAAGUCAGUCCUUAUCAGUAUAAAAACAAUUUUUUUUUUUAAACUGAGCAUAAUGAAAAUAUGAGUACAUUAAUAAGAUAUUUUCCUGUUUACAUUUCUCUAAUUGUUCGUUUAUCGUUAAUUCCCGUUUUAAUCAAAAAUUUUAAUUUAAUAAAAUUAUUAUGAUACCUAUGCCUAUCAUACCUACUCACUGUUAAAACGUGUGUAGGUACACAAACUUUGAGUAAUUGAAAACCUUGAAUUUUUUUUUAAAAAAAGAAAGAAUGUUUAAAAUUUAAUAUUUACAACAAAUCGUUUUGCUAAAAUGUAUGAUUUUCAAUACUUAAUUUAUUGAUAAAAUCGAAACAUACCUAUCAUGUUUAAUUUUAUAAUUUUGUAAAUACGAGUAUGAUGAACACUCGCUACGAUUACUGGCGCCACUCGACGUCAUAUUAACCUACGCCCUACGGGUUCAAACCUGGUACGGGUGUAAGGAAAAUAAUGUCCCAAAUGUUAAACUAAAUUUUCUAGAUGGCCUGGUGACCUGAUUUUUGUACAUAAUAUUUUACUUAAUCGCGUUAUUUACAAACUUAGUGAAAAGUUUUGCCGAAACACAUAUUAUAUUCUCGUUUCAGUAUACCUAUUAAGUUUGUUUUACACAUACAUUUUACUCAUUCUAGUUUAAAACAUUAAGGUGUAUAUUUACGAAAUUAGUUUUCGAAUUUGUAUCUUUUUAAAACUGUCUUUUAAACCGCAACUUACUAUUUUUUUUUUCCGUUUUAACAUUGAUGUUUGAAGUGAGUUUUUUUUAUUUAUUUAAUAACAACCUACGCCUAAAUUUUAAUCAUAUUGUCAUUAACUUUACCCCCUUUUGAUAUACCUAGGUAAACUAUAUGGCGGCAUAAACGCCAAAAGCAACAGUAAACAUUGAAUCUACGUAUGGCCACACGUGUUGAUAUUUGCUCGCGUUUAAGACAUUUAUUCAAUCUCAAUUAUUUUAUAUUUGCUUUUUAUUCAUUAUGAUAAGUAGAUAUCGCGGCAUCUAAAAACUGUUUAAUCAUUCGGUUCACAAUCGCACAUCGCGAUAAUUAUCGCUUAGAACGUACUUUUGAUUCACCAUAAUCUACACUAUUAUGCAACUAAGCAAGAUUAUAAUAUUAUUCUAUAUCGAUAAUCAUUUUAUCAAUUCAUUAGAUGAAGUUGUAAUUAACAAUACUAUUCAAAUAUGACGCGUGUGUAUUAAUUUUUAAAUAAUACCCGACAAUCGUGUUUAUAGGUUUGUUUUGUAUAUCAUAUACAGUAUCUGGCGGAAGUCAUUGAAAUUAUUUGUGCGAGUUAUCGUUACGUUUUUACUGAUACCAACAGUCUUACUAGAUCAUGACAUGAUCAACGACGGCGUCUUAUCGGCCAUAAAUGUUAUGUUUUUAUUGAACAAUUAUCACAUAUGAAAUUCAUAAAUACACAAGUACAUUUUAUGAUUUAUUUAUCUCCUAAAGCAUACAUUGUGUUGGAGUUAGAUAGUCAUAAAAUCAAGCAAAUAUACGCAUAAAAAAAACAACUAAAAUAGACGAACUAAAUAAUAAUUUUAAUACUUAAGUUAUAAGUUUUAAAAACUGUUACGAUUUAUAACCCGCCUGUUGAUGCUGCCAACUUACAUAUUGUUGUAUUAUUAGGUAUAGAGAGAUUAUUGAAAAUGUAUACACAUAAUAUCUUUACCGAGCUCUACUGUCACAAUACAAGGCUGUAUCCAGACAUUUUUGAGGGGGGGGGGUCCAAAACAUGUAUAUUGUAAUUAUAUUGAAUUUAGGUUUUGAUAGUUGGUUAAAAAUAAGACAAGAAAAAAUUAUCUUCAUUUAUUAAAAUAAAAAUAAACAAAAUUACUUUGACAUCUUGUCACCACUUCAUUUUUUUUUUUCAUGUUUUGUACGGUGUACAAAACAUGAAAAAAAAAAAUCAUACUUGAAAUCAAUAAUAUGCUCCUAUCUUUUUGAAGAGCAAACUAAUUUAAAACUUCUUCGGGAUCUAUCGUAACAUCUGGUCGUAAAAUAUAUUCAUAUUCAUAAUUGUACUGAAAUUUGAAAUACGGAAACUGAAUAAAUGAUUAUAAUAUUAUAAUGUAUAAUAAUAAUUCAUACUAUACGGUACGAGAUCACGGUGUUAACAUGUAAAUAUAUUGUAUAAUUGUAUUUUUUAUAUUCAACAGUUAUGCAAGCCGGAUUCGCAUGCCUAGAAGCUGGAUACGUGCAGCCAAAGAACGUGACGAACAUUUUGAUGAAGAAUAUAUUGGAUUUGUGUGAGUAUAUAUUGUGAGUAUAUAUUAUGAGUAUAUAUGCGAGUUCAAAAUUUUUAAGCAGAUGUAUACUCGGAAAAGAUUUAAAAAUAAAAAAUCCUUUUAGCAGUCGCUCUUUAUUAACGUACGUGUAUUGUUUAUUUUUGCGAUUCGACUUCACGCAGUUUUUUGCGCCAUAUCAUACUGGCUGAUCGGUUACGGACUGGCCUACGGAGGCGGGGGAUGUGGAUAUUACGGCAAGGAAUACUUUGCCAGCGUCGGGAUGCCGGAAAUCAAAAACGGCGUAUGGUUCUUUCAGUACGUGUUUGCCGCCACUGCCGCCACUAUCAUAUCGGGUGCCGUGGCCGAGAGAUGCAAUUUUAUCGCCUACGUAUUCUACAGUGUGAUCAUAUCAGGUAACCAUUGGUACCUAAAAACGAUGACAGUGGCUAAAGAACAACAAAAAUUCUACAAAACACCAAAAAAGUAUUAGGGAAACAACGUUUCACGUGAAAAUAAUUAUGUAAAAAAAUAAAAUGUUAUAAUGUUAAUAAUUUAGAUACAUAAAAUUAUGACUGAUGCAUAAAUUUGUACAUAUAGUAUUAUUCUAACGGCUCAGCGAUUUGGUUUUUUAGGAUUCUAACAUUUUAUCAGUGUUCGGUUCAUUUCAUCGUUCUACAUUACCUACUUAUUGUUUUCUGAACUAUUAUUUUCCAUCAACGCUUCCAUUUAUUUUUCUAUAUUUUGCGUCAAAUUUCCCUCGAAAAUAGAUCCUAUAUGUAAACAUAAUAAUAUGCAUAUAUUUUUUUCUCGCCAUUUUUGGACGAGGAAAUUAAGGAAUAGGUUGUUAAUACGACGAUGGACCCAAACCGUCUUUUCCAAGAAGAAGACACAAAAUAGGUGGGAGGAAAGUUUUGACUCUAGUGACGGAGCUCUGCCACUCACGGUCGUUUUUAAUAUACGAGUGACUUUUUUUUGGCCACUCGUCACUCGUGUGUCCCGAAACGCCUCAACGUUCAUAUGUAAAUACCGAAAUUAUUUGUGAACCAAUUAAAAUUUGUCUGUUCAUAUAAUAUCAAAAUGGUUCACAUUGUAUUGAUGACAACUUGUUCUUUUUUUGUACAAAAACAAAACAUUUCAUUUAUGAACGGCUUAUAUACGGUUUUCAACGGUUUUAAUUUUUCAAUCGAGUCACCGGUCACUGCCUAUAUACACAGGAUUAUUUAGUAUUCCGACCACGUACUCCUGUCUUAGGUUUUCAUAACAUUAUUGCAUUCGAAACUUCAAUUUUUUUUUUUUUUCUGGCACUGUGCCCUCGUAAAUUCCGAGUUCUCCUAAAAACGUGAGUUUUCUAUAGAUACUUUUGUGUUUAGGGUCAUUUAUUUUUUUUUUUAAUUGGUAGCGUCAUCGUAAAGAAACGGUGUCACAACGAAAUAAAAUGACUGCACGUAUCGAAAACAGUAUUAGAGUGCCAAUAUUUCCUAACAGACGAUUUUUUUUUCACUACCAAUAAUAUUAUUUAAAAAUCAACUAUCAUUGACAAUUCAAUUUUGAUACCAAAAUACUAAAAACCCUGUGUGUGAGCCUCAAUAUUACAUUCAAAUUUUUUUUUUUUUGAGAGUGGGAGUACGUAUGUAUCAAAUGGUCGAUUAACCUAACUUAAUAUUUGUAUAGGUUUCACGUAUCCCAUUGUUUCACAUUGGGUAUGGUCGUCUGACGGUUGGCUGUUAAAGCUCGGUUACACUGACUUUUCCGGGGCCGGGGCCGUGCACAUGUUGGCCGGCACCUGUUCAUUCGUGGCGGCACUGUUUAUCGGCCCGAGAAUCGGACGUUUCGGCAAUUUUAACGGUUCCAACGAAUACAGUGGACAUUCCAUGCCGGUAAGCAAAACUCGACGAAUAUUAAUGCACAUGCUUUCACGUCUAGAACUUUUUUUUUGGCCACAGCCUUCAAGAUCAAACACCAAAUACCCAAACACAUUCACCUGCGAUUAUCACUUAUAUCCUCAACCAAGCCGUAACAAUUUUUAUCUGUUUGUAUUUUUAUCAUACCUCACAUUAUACGCGGUCUUCCCUAAGGUAUUUUUCCAUUUAGAUCAUCCCGUAAUAAUAUCUCUACGAAAUCAUCCUGGUUUUUCAAUAGAUACGUGAUAGUAGUAUUUAUUUUGUUUUGGUCACUACUACUAUGGCUGGUCUGCUUUAUAACUAUUCAAUAGUUUACCUAUCCUAACCUACCUAUCUUUUUUCUAUGGUUUCUAUAGGGAACAUACACCAUCUCACACCUAACCCACCACCAUUUUUUAUUCAGUCUAUCCAUUUAUUUUUCUUUUCAGUUCGAACCACUAACAAAUAUUUCCAAAUGCUUUUUUAUUAGGUAUUGACGUUUUUCCCAACUAAUCCUUGAUCUUCCUAGAGGUCUUUAAUUCACACAGAUUCUGCUCCGUCGCUUAUUAUUAAAUACUUAUUACUAGCGUUAUUAGCUGUCCAUUCUUUGUUUAGGUAUUUAUUUUCGCACAUCAUUUGUCUUUGUGAUCACCGUGAAUAUUAAAUUGUUUACAGCUAGUGGCCACCGGGACGAUGUUACUCAUAUCGGGAUUUCUAUCGUUCAACGGCGGAUCGCUGGGACACAUUACGGAACCGGGCGACGGGGUGAUCGUUGCGAAUAGCGUUUCCAACACGAUUUUGGGCGGUAGCGGAGCGGCUGUGUUGAUGCUCAUCCUGUCCAAUUUUGGUCUGGCCGGCAAGUCCAAAUGGCCUUUCGCGAUGACCGUUAACGCCAUCCUGAUCGGUAUGGUAAGUACACCACUUCCCCCCCCUCUCCAGUGGCGCCAAAUGCGUUUUUAAAUAGUCUGGUCAAUAGUUAUAGUAGACCUAACCACCACCUAUCUACUUAGGUAUCAACAGGAUAACCGUAGAAUCACUUUUUCACCUUAUCUCCAAUACGGAACUAUUGAAAACCAUGUAGUUUUAAUUAUCUCAUCAUUUUUAUUGCAUAGGUAUUCUAGCAUAUGUAUACAAAAUAAUUGCAUAGGCAUUAAACAUUUUCUUUAAUAAUAUUUGUUUGAUAUUGUCUCUAUUUCCCCGUUUUUACUGUUUUUUCCCGGUUUUUCUCAUUUAUUGGGGAUACUCCUGGGGAAAAUCAAAAAAAUGAUCUCUCUAAAGUACCAUCUCAGUCAAAUUUAAUUUUAGAAAAAGUGCUAGCAUUUUAAAUUGGAGCAAAAUUGCUGGUAGAAAAGUUGUCCACAGAAAAAAAAAAUAAAUAAACAUCUUUGUAAAACCAUAAGUCUCUUCGCUCCACUCAGAAUCUAAAAUGUAAUUAGGCAUGCAUUCAAAUUAUAAAUACAAAAUUUUAUUUUAAUUCUAAUAAAUUUAACUCUGCAUAAAAUUAUUACUAAAUCAAAUAAAAAAAAAACUAUUUUUCUAGUGUGUGUAUUUUGCUGAUUAAUUUAAGUGUUUAAAAAUGUCUUUGUAAACUAUUCCUAGCAUGUUUUAUGCAAAAUAAAAUAUAACAGUACUUUAAAUACACACUAAAAAUAAAGAAAUAAGAUAGUAGUGUUAACACCGUGGCGUGACCGCCAACGAGACUCUCAAUAGCACGACCUAUAAGAGACUAAUGUAAAUUAAUCAUUGACGGAAGCGUAAAAUGUUAUUAAUUUGAAUUGGUCAACAACCAAAAUACAAAUUGGUUAAUUUAUUUCAAUUUCAGUUUAGUUAAAUACUAAAAUGUAACACGUGGUUAACCGUUGAGUUCGAUGAUUUGUAUUAGUAGAUAAUUACUAAUUAAUAUGACGUAUCUUAUAUUAAUUAUACUACAGGUGGGUGUUAUGGACUGAUUUGACAGUCGACAACAAAUAAAUAAAUUAAGUGAACACACACAGAUCAUUAAAUAACAAUACUACUACGUUUUAAAUCCAAGAAAACAAAUGUUAUUGCGAAUAGAAAAAUGGAUUUACGGAGGUUCUGCUGAAUGCUCUGCUAUAACUCGACAGCCGUCGUACGUCGUUCCGUGAACGACGUUGGCAUAACGUUAUAAUAUCGUCAAUGGAAAUAAGUUGAUUUUAAUUUUCUUAUUUUAGUUUUAACUUCUAGCACAUUAAAACCAACAAUGUUCAUAGUUUUUACAAUUUUUUAGUAGGCCGAUUCCCGCAUUUGUUUAUAUUUGUAUAAUUUACAUUUUACACACCACAGACAUUCGUGAGUCUUAACUUUUUACACAAACUUAAUCGCAUUUCAUUUUUCAGUCGUUUUACACGUUUUAUAAAUAUAUAAAAGCAAGCAAAAACGCAAAUAGACAAUUUGGAAGAUCAUCAGAAAUACGCACGUAAUCCUAUUUUAUUGAUACUUGUCACUAAAUACUAACACCGGGUAGUCACACGUUGCGAGCGCAAAUGCGAGUAAAUCAGAGGCAUAAGGGGGGAAUUUACUUGUCGUUAGUAAAUAAAACACACAUCUAUUAAUUUGCACUCAAGGUUUUACAAGUGCUUAGUACUAUUUUUAUUGUUUACACGCAAGAUGCGCGUGCGAGUGACAAGUACUAAUAACAAGUACUACGCGUGUAAACUACAAAAGACAUAUUAUAGGGCUAAAAUAAAUUCUCUUAAAAAUUAUAAGAAAAACAAUAAAUAAUAUCUCAUAUCAACCGAAAAAAAUAUAAAUUAUUCCAAAUAAUAAUUUAAUAUCAGUUUGUGUGUCAGCCUAUACUAAAAUGUAUUUAUUUGCUUUAUCAUCAACAUGAGUUAAAUAAUUUCUCAGAACUCUGAAUUAUUUCUUACUAAAAUAUAAAAAUUUAAUUCAAAUUUAAAUAUUUGUAAUCUUUAUCACCGCAAUCCAUGUUAAAAUUAGAGUUUUAAUUCCGGUUCAUAAAAAUAUUAAGUCAAUAACUUAAUAUUAUUAUUUUCUUAAUCAUAUUUGGUUUUCAAAAUAAUUAUGCGCGCAGAAAUUUUUCAAGUGUAACCCAAGGUCACCAAUUAAGAUAUACCUAAGGUAUAUCUAAAUCCGUGCCCAAGGUCAAUGUCAUACUGGCGAGGAAACUGACAAACAAUCGGCUCUAAUACGACACAUUUACAACGGGGAUUUUUAUUUUCAAGGUUUCAGUUUGCGGAGGCGUCGACCAAUACACUCGUCUGUCAUCGCUGAUCAUCGGUGCCAUUGGCUGUCUCGUCUACUUGGUGUUGCAGUGGCUGGUGCCCUUUAUAAAAGGUACUUACGUAGUACGACAUAAUAUACGAAGUGAUCUAAACCGUUUUAAACUUAAGUCACCGAGGAAUCAUCGACAUCGACUUUUGAUGUCUAAUAUAGGUAACAUAAGCAUUCGAGAUUAGGCAACCCCAAUGGUCAAUUUUAUACGGAAAGAAUCUUCAAGAUUGGUUCGUAAAAAUACAAUCGUUCUCAAAAACGAAAAAGAACUUAGUGAUCGAGUUUCAGUUCACUACCGUUACCGGCUGCAUCCGAGUUGGGCCCGUGUAUAAUUAUAAAAAUAUUUAAUGAUAUAAAAAUGAUAAGGAAACUCUAACACAUAACACAUUUAACACGUUAAAUCUGUAUGUUAUAAAUUUCAACCCAAUUAUUAAUUGAAAGCCAUAUUAACAACUAGACGAUGAACAAUUUGUAAAUCACGAAAAUAAAAUAAUAAACAUUAGAAACAAAAACAUUUUUAACCAUACCUGUAACUAAAUAUUAUAAGACAGUCCUAGGUCUGUAAAAAAUGGGAAGGAAAAUGUUUUUUUUUUUUUUGGGGACCCAACAAGUACAGCAGGCCUGGUUAACACGGGACCCAAACUAAAACAGUAGGUUUUUAUACACGGGACCAAACUGAUGAACAAUUGGAAUCUGGGACCCAACUAGUAUGCACCGCCGUUACCAACAUCCGAUAUCCCGAUAACAAUCAGAGCACGCUUGCGUUGGUUUUUGACAUUUCCAUUGGCUUUAUUGGCAAUUAUUUUAGCCUUUAUCGUUCUUCGAUCGUUUCGGUUUUUGAUCAGUUAUUUACAAUAAAUUCAUUGCCGUCUUUAGCAUUUCAAGAAAAAAUUGUCUAUUUUCCAUUACACUUCUCCCCCCCCCGACAUCUAAUUGGAAAUAUGUAUAAAGUAUAUUUUGUAAAAGUAAUAUUGCAAUCGACACGACAUUCACGUGGGAAUUUUUCGUUUCAGUGGACGAUCCUCUGGAAUGUACGGCCGUUCAUUUCGGGGGCGGACUCUGGGGAGUAAUAGCCGUGCCGUUGUUCGUGAAGGGAGGAUUCUGGAACAACAGGGAUUCGAUGUCGGUAAGUUAGCGCGACAGAUCGUGGUGGUCGCAAAUGUCACUGUAAAAUUGAAACCUAGUAGGCUGAUAGUAAAAAAAAAAAAUAAUAAUAAUAAUAAAAAUACGAUAUUUUAUUUGCAGCUGUUAAUAUCGAACUCGAUCGGAGCCGGAUCCAUAAUCGCAUGGUCGACGGUGAACAGCGUAAUACUGUUCGGAUUUCUUAGGGUAUUCGAUCUGCUUCGCGUAUCCAAGGACAAAGAAAUUGCCGGUAAGUAUAUUACGUCGUCGGUUUCUGUAUAGUACGUACGUGUACUGAUGAUAUCACGCGUAUUGCGCUUUAUAGGUUUGGACAUGAGCCUUCACAAAGAACAAGCGUAUCCGGUGACCGCACUGAGCGUAGAAAACGGACAUAAAAGUAAGUAUAUUACUAUCAAUAUUAAAAUAUUAGUUUUUCCUGGGCGUACAAAAUGUUAGUAUUAAUUAAAAAAUACGAUACGUAUUACGGAUUUCUUUUUUUUUCUCUGUAAGGCUUUUCUACCAGCAAUUUUGCUCAGAUUUACAACGAUAGCACUUUUUCUUAAAGAAAAUCUGACCGGGGAGGUACUUUAGAGAAGUCAAUUUUCAAUUUCCCCAACAAAUGAGAAAAAACAUGGGAAAACCAGGAAAAUCGGUACAAUAUUAAAUAAAUAAAUGUUUAAGAAAUUAUAUAAUGCCUAUUUAAUUAUGUUAUCAUAAUAUAACAUGUAUAUUAUUGACAAAGCAUCACUAUCAAUUGAACUCCGCUCAGAAUCGUUUUUUUCUUUAAUAAUGGUGAAUCGUUGCUCACAGAUAUACAUUAAAUUACCUAUAACAGUGGCUGCACCCAUCUCCGUUAUCCUAGGAUGUCUUUUUAUAAUAUGUACUGUAAACUGAAUUAUAAAAAGAAAAGACUUCCUAAAAUAAUGGGGCCACUUCCGCUACUGUUAUAGGUAAUUUAAUGUAUAUCCGUUCACAAACAUUAACCAUUGCUAACGAAAAACGAUUCUGAACAGACUUCAGUUGAUAGUGAUAUGUUGUCAACAAUAAAGUUUAUGUCAUAUUACGGUAAUAUAAUUAAACAGGCAUUAUAUAUUAUAUUUAAUAUGAUACAAUUUGUUCAUUGAACUGAUUUUCCCGUUUUUCCUACAUUUUUCGCAUGUCUUCACAUUUGCAGGGAAAAUUCUUGAGAAAUUUGAACGGCCUCUAUAAAGUACUUCCCCACACCGAUUUUCAACCAGAAAAAAUGCUACACAUAAAAAUCGGAACAAGUACUUUGGUAGAAAAGUUGUCUACAGAAAAAAAAAUAAACACCUUUGUAAAACCAUAAGUUUCUUCGCUCCACUCAGAAUUUAAAAUACAAAUUUCUUUAAAAAUCUUUUAUUAAUUCUUGGUUACAGAAUGCGUUAAAAAAUAUAUAUAUAUUUUUUAUGUAAAUAAUGAAAAACACCUAAAAAGGUUGCUUGUUUAAUGUCAAAAUAUUGGAAAAAUCAUUACAAAUAUUUCGAAAAAAUUUACGACAAAUUCAAAAUAAAAAAAGUGACAUUUACUUGAAAAAGAGAACGAAUGGCAACCCUAUUUAAUAAUUAAACAGCGAUGUUGAAAUACCAUAUUGUGAUAGUGAAAAAGAGAUUCCGCACAUUUUCUGUACAGUUUUAGGUUGUAUUUCAGGACAUCCCCUUUGGUAAUCAGGGCUACGCGCCUGGUCGCACACACAGUAAUACUUGUUCUGUUUGGAAAACAACACAGAUUUAUAAAACAUUUCUAUUAUAGAAUCCAUUUUUUUUUUUUUUUAUCAUUGCCAGACGUCAAAGCCACAGUCAUCAGAAACGCCUACGACAACAUGGCGAUGCAAACCGCUCAAUGAAAAACUCCAUUGCGAAAUUGAAGGAAGGAAAAGAAGCCCGAGAUUAAUAUUUGCACGCGAUCAUCAUAGUAUAUAUGUACCUACCAGUCGAGACGCGCAAUACAAUUGACAUUUUUCUUUUUUUUUUUUCUUGGCAUUCGAAAUCCCCAUUUUUCGGUAGGAAACUUAUUUAUUCCAAAUUGAUAAAACAAUAGUAAAAUUUCGUACCGUUACCGUCGCUCGGUCUCUAAACCGCGGCGUUUGAAUAUUAGAAUAUCGCGUUUUUUGUUGGACAAUAUUCAUGUAUAAUUUGAUUAUUAUUUAAUGUAAUGUGAACAAAAAAAAAAAUCCCAUACCCAUCUGUUUUAUAUUUAAUUUUAAACUUUACGUAUUAUUAUGUUGUGUUAUUACCUAAUAUUGUACGAAAUAUGUGAAAAUAUCGAAUUUAUUUUUAAGUAUUUAAAACCUAUAUUUAAUAUCGUUAAUUAAUAUUAUUGUUAUUAAUAUUAUUAUUAUUAUUAUUAUUAUUAUUAUAAUAUCUACUGUUGGUAUUGCCCGUCGACGGAGAGUCGAUUUAUUUAUUAUUAAAGCGGUGAUUAUAUCGUAUCUGCCG
Molecule: messenger RNA, 21362 nt
Organism: Cinara cedri
Lineage: Eukaryota; Metazoa; Arthropoda; Insecta; Hemiptera; Aphididae
Source: the annotation of a GenBank genome assembly